This is a messenger RNA of Symbiodinium sp. CCMP2456, 909 nucleotides long. NCBI's taxonomy places the organism in Eukaryota, Dinophyceae, Suessiales, Symbiodiniaceae. The record is from the annotation of a GenBank genome assembly.
AUGAUCGCAGCACCUCCGUGGCCGGCGUCCGGAACUUGGCGUGCAGUGGCAGGUCUGAGCAAAGCGUCUGGACGAUUAGGGCCAGGACAGCCAGGACAGCGGCCUGGGCCAUGGGACCAGAGUCGACACGGCCGCGGAGGCGGGUGCCAACGUGCUGCUUGGUGGGCUCUCGCCGGAGGUGCAGCAUUGGGCGCGAGAUCUCGAGCACGAUGCACCGCCUCUGCUGCAAGCGGCUCUGCUCCCUCGUGCGACCUCUUUCCUGUGCCUGGAUCUCCCGAUAUCGAGUUGGAAGUUCUCGGCGGACAAGGCGAUGGCAAAGUCCAGCCAGUCACACUGUUACUCAUCCACGGGAGUUACCAUGCAGCGUGGUGCUACGAGGAACAUUUCCUUAGCUUCUUCAGAGGUCAGGGAUUCCACACGUAUGCCUUGUCGUUGCGAGGGCAGGGACGUGGCAAGAUGUUCCCGAAGCUUCCCGUGGCUGGUGCAUUAGAGGAGCACGCAUCCGACAUCCAGGCCUACCUUCAUCAUCUUCGGGAAAAACACGGGCAGCCGGUGGUCCUGCUGGGCCACAGCUUCGGUGGUCUUAUAGUGCUGCAGGCAGCCGCGGCCUUGAAGGAUUCGGGGGCCUUGGCUGGCCUGAUUCUGCUUUGCGCCGUCCCGCCGGCGGGCAAUGUCGGCAUCAUCCUUCGCAGCCUCUUCAAAGCUCCAUUGCAAGCUCUGCGCAUCACCUGGGGUUUCGUUGCACGUGCCUUCGAGAGAGAUGCAGAGCUUUGCCGACAGCUAUUCUUCGAUGCGGACACCCCUGUGGAAGACGUCGGAAAGUACAUGGACCUGAUGAAAGAAGGUCGCUACCAGUGGAAGCCUGCGGCCAUGCGCCGGUGCUUGUCCUUGGAGGCGAUGCAGACGUAA